This is a messenger RNA of Laccaria bicolor S238N-H82, 864 nucleotides long. RefSeq lists its product as uncharacterized. The record is from RefSeq and is a predicted model, not a curated record. Bases 1 to 864 code for a protein of 287 amino acids. The transcript is spliced from 2 exons. Lineage: Eukaryota; Fungi; Basidiomycota; Agaricomycetes; Agaricales; Hydnangiaceae.
AUGUACACCACCAUCGCCGCCUACAUGUAUUGGCGCGCAACCAGAAACUAUGAUGUCGUCCUCGCACUGGUGCUGAACGACUUCUACUAUGUUGAAACCGCUGCCUCGAGGAAACUGAAAAAUGGAUUCUGGUCGUGGUGCUGGAGGUUCAUGGUCGCGUCGUUCGAUUACUAUAUGCUCAGCAUCCUCUGGCCACUCCUCCGCACAUUCGUUACCAGCCAUUUGUGGCUACGCCUCCGUUACGGCUUUCGUCAAACCGAAGUCGUCUUCCGCGCCCCUACUGGUAGGGAGUAUGACAAUAUGCUUGCGCUCCCCCCAGCACAGUUCCAGGAGGCUUGGCAGGCGUCUCUGCUGCAUGCCACGAGUCGCCAGUUUCUCAUGGGAAACACUGGGUUCAACACCCGUUCCCCGCCUUGGAAUCUUUGCUACACGGCAUCGACGGACGCGUAUCACCUGGCCAACUCUGGUCAGUUUGAUUUGAACAAUUGGGAACUGAGCGUGUGGCAGAAGAACGAGCAUCAACAGUGGUCGGUCUGGGAGGCGUGGAGACAUCAGGAUCCCACACUGAGCACGAGGGCGCUUGAUAUGAUAAAGGCAUGUGUAUUCCCUUUGAAUGAGAAACUGCUGGCGGAGGGAAGGGAGGAGUUUGUUGAAAGGUGGCAAGCUCUUUUGGCCGAACAGGCGAACAUGGCUUUGUUAGCUUCUGAUGUUACCCCUGGUAUGCAUCAGCUCGUCCAGUCCGUCAAUGCCCUUUUCAAGGAAGAGGGACUUGACCUCGGAGAGUUGUGGCUGGAAGCUAUUUCAGAAGCACAUCGGGUCCAGAAUCAACCUGCCUUGGAGGAACCUGAGCAGCUUGCAACAUAA